GAGUACUGACCCCAUGCGGACCAGACUCACGUUGGCCUGCAUUACAAUCGAGCAGAUUGUGAAUAAGCGUGCCACUCUGAGCCCGGGAUUAUGCUGAAUGCCAAGUUCGCCAAACGCCAACUCUACUGGUCAAAAGAGCUGCCGUAGUCUGCAACAAGUGCGUGAAGGCUGCCGAGCUCCUUAGGCGCCCAUCAAGAUGACAGCUCCAUCGACAGGCCUCAUCGAAGGCCUUCGAGUCGAAAUUGCCAGCCUGGGCAUCGGAACUGUGAUGUUCAACGGCAAGACGGGCUUCUCAAUAGGCAGUUGGGUCGGGAUCUGCUUGGACGAACCGAACGGCAAGAAUGAUGGCUCGGUCCACGGGAGAGUCUAUUUCGAUGCGCCGCCAAACCAUGGUGUCUUCGUACGGCCAAGUCAGGUGCACGUGCUACCCGACGAUAUGCAGAAUCCUCGGCCUCCAAGCAGUUUCGGGGAUGCAGCGUCGGAACACGAAAUUGACCUCGAACAAAUUCAAGUCGGAUGUAGCAAAGAAGGCGAUUUGCUACGGGAAAGCCCUCCGCCGCCAGCUACCCCCCGAGGCCCCAUGCAAACUGCCACAAACUCAUUGCGAUCGCUCAGCCGACAGGCCAGUGCCCCUCGCAGGAGCGUCAGUCCGACAAAGACCUCCGCACCUUCCAAGGCGUUGAUGACUCCUGGUCUGCGACCGAGAGGCUCAAUAGCUUCGGGGUCUUCCGCGCCGACUACUAGGCCUCCUUCGACAGCUCCAAGGAUCGCUUCUCCUAUCAACUUAUCCGCUGCCCGCUCAUCGGUCACGACACCCGUCUCACGCCUAGCUCCCGGUGGUCGCCGAUCGCCCACAAAGCCAAGCACGGGUCGUCCCACGCCAUCAUCCCGACCGAUGUCGGCUCUUUCUUCAGGCGCGAGGCCGUCAUCUGCAUCCUCGUUCUCAGCUGCCCGAGGAGCGACGUCUGUGUCCACGCCUGCUUCCAGGACCGCGACCCGGCCCGCAGGGGUCACAACAGCCGGUGCAACCAAAGCUACACCAAGUACGUCAGUGGCAGCACGCUUGCGAGCGACACAACCAGCAGCACCGGCGACAACAAAUGCAGCGCGUGCAGCACUUCGCCCUGUUCCGACUGCGCGACCUUCCAUGCGACCCGUCCCCGCCGUUGGUGUUACAUCCAGAGCAAUUGACGGCGAGAAGAGUACUGCAAGAUCCAAGCCUCGCGCUGCGCCGCAGUCCCGUCCCCCACUAUCAGCCCCACUGCCCAGCGCACGCAGCGCUGUGUCUGCUGACAGAGAGUCAGAGUCCGACUUUGGCAUGGCAUCACCAAGUCUGCGAAAAGCUGCCGCCCUGCGAGCCGCAUCGAGGCAAAGCUAUGUCGAUGGCGACUUGCUCUCAGAUCACGUUCGCUUAGAGGAUGCAGAGGACUUAAUGGACGGGUCAGUCCAGGAUGACGAACAGUUUAGGCGAGAUUCGAUGGAUGCAGAUGCAGAGCUCGACGGUGAUGACACACUGGGGCUGCUCUCGACAAGCGAGCGAGCCGAUUUCACUUCUUUAGAAAGCAGACAGCGACAACUUCGAAUGCUAGCAGAUUCUGGUAUGCAGAAGGAGCUGACGGAUCUGCGUAAGAAGGUCACCCUACUGGAGAGGCAGAGGGAAGAUGAUCGAGAGAAAAUGAAGGAGCUGAAACAGUACAAGGAAGAUGCGGACAAAUUCUUGUCACAAAAGCCGAAGAUGACAGAACGCUUGCAGGACCUGGAUCAGGAUCUCCGCAACUACGAAAAAAUGGAGAAGGAGUGGCUUGCUCAAAAAGAUUCGUACGAAUUGCAAAUCCAGGAUUUGCAAGAACAACUCGAGAUGUCGACCCUGGACAAGGAGAUGGCCGAAGAGAGAGCUGAUGCUGCAGCUGAGGAGCUAGCGCUAGAGAAAGAGCGCGCAGAUGAGCUGCAGAUCGAUCUGGAAGUUCUGCAGGAGCAACAAGCUGCAGCAGCAGCACCUGAGCUUGCCGAGCCAAGAGCUGAGGGAGAGGAGCGCGACGAGUCUGAAAAGCCAUCGGCCACCAUCAUUCAACUGGAGAGGCAGAACGAACGACUCAAAGAGGCUUUGGUUCGCUUCCGUGAUAUCACCAACGAGAGUGACACAGUGCAAAAGCGCAAGAUCGCAGAAAUGGACAAGGAGCUGGCGGCGCUUUCGAAUAUUCAAGCUCAAUAUGAGACUGCUUCAGCACGUCUUGCUGAUUCAGAAACUCUGAUUGAGGAUCUCAAGUUGCAGCUUGAUGACGCGUUGCAUGCAGAGGAGAUGCUGGAGGAACUCACAGAGCGAAACCUCAGCUUAAGCGAAAAAGUAGAAGCAAUGAGGGCCAUCAUUGAAGACUUGGACGCUCUGAAGGAGCUCAAUGACGAGCUUGAAGAGACACACAUCGAGACCGAAAAGCAGCUGCAAGAGGAAGUUGACCUGAAAGACAUGCAGCUGCGCGAGCAGCGCGUUCGCAACGACACUCUGAAUGCCAACAUUGCUGAUUACGAGACGACCUUUGGCCAGUUCCGCGAGCUUAUCCUGAACUUACAAAGCGACCUGGAGACCCUGCGGACUGAACGAGCACAGGUCAGGGACAGAGAUGAGCAAGGUGCUGGUGGCGACCUCAACAGUCAGAGCCAGGCAAUGCUCAAUCUCAACAUGAAGCUGCAAUCGUCAGUCUUAAAGUCGCAAGCAAAGACAAUCGAUCUCGAGCUUGGCAAGCUGGCCGCAUCGCAAGCUCAAACGAAUUUGGACAUUAUUAGGCCCUACUUGCCGAGCAUUUUCUUCGAGCAGGACGCAGAUGCAGUGAACUCUCUGCUCUUCUUCAAACGCAUCGGGCACAAAGCCGACGUCAUCAAAGUCGUCGUCGAGACGAGUCAUGACAUUCAAAACCAGCUAGCUAGCGGUGCAUCAGAAUCUCUGAUCGCCGUGUGCCAGAUGCGUCAUUCGCUCGCGCACUUCUCGGCGCUUUCGAAACAGAUCGCUGCCAUGAUCGGUCAAGGGACGACGGAGACGUUCCUCAAAGCAGGGCGAAUGUUCAGAGAGUUGCUGUCGAUCGAGAAGCGCGUCGACAUGUACAUCGACGCACUGCGCAAGGAGGAGCUCAAGGAAACAGAGUGCGCGUCCGACUUUCAGCGCUUCAUCCAUCAGCUCGAAGAAUUCUCCUUUACUGUCAGCGAAGAUGCUGGCGACGCAGACCUGUCAGCGAAAGAAGUCGGCAGUGCCACUCUCUUUGAGCACGAUCUGGACACGCUCUACGCCGCGCUAGGCUUCACGAAGCAGACUCUAGCAGCCCUGCACGUCGAUGCCAGUAUUGAAUGGGAGCUGGGCGGCAAGACAGCUGACGACGCGAUCUUCACACCACUUCAAACACUCAUUGACAAUUUGAAGGCUGCCAAGGUGCCAGCACGAAAGCUCUUGCGGCGCCUCGAAGUCCUAUAUUCCAGUAACGAAGCUGUCAAGAUGGAAGCUAUAAUGGCGCUGCCUGGUUUGGGCCACACCAGCUCUCAGCUUGUGACGUUUGCCUCCCAAUUGGCGGUCAAGUCGAAUGCCUAUGUUCACGAGGUCCGCACCGCCAAGAUGCCUUUCAUGCUGUCGACCUUCUUGCGCUUGGUAUCCGACGCGACCAGUGAAGGCUUGUCCAUGAGUGACCAUGAGCCAUGGGAGACUUCUUUGACCUGGACUGUUCAGCUGGCCAGCAAGGUCUCCUCCCUCUUGAGCACAGCUUUGGAACAUGAGAACACUAUCUCAAUUGUCGGUGACGGACCAUGGAUCGCGCGUGUUCUACAGGUCAAGGCCGACGCGUCGCGCAACCUUGACGUGGAGCGGCAGGUCGCAAAGCUGCAGGAUGAGGCCAGAGAUCUGUAUCGUGAAAUCAGGUCACGAGACGAACGCUUGCAGGAGGAAGCCAUCAAGGUCGAAAGACUUGGUCGUCAGCUGAAGGCAAGUAAGGAACAGGCUGAUCAGAUCCUCAGUUUGCGCCAUGACCUUGGGGAGACGCAGAAACAGUCCAAGGCCUAUCAAGAGGCCAACGAGACGAUGCAAGGCGACAUUGACAAUCUGGAGAAGCUUGUACAACGACUGCAGAAGCAGCUGCCUUCCGCACAGGCAGAACAGACCGAAGCCGGAAACGCCAGCAACCGCAUUGAGGACAUGCCGAACCUUGCCGGAGCCAACUACGAAACAGCAUAUCUUGUGGAUCAAUUGAAGUCACUUCGCGGAGCUGUCAAGUACCUCGUCGGCGAGAACGCCUAUUUGAAGAGUGUAGAUUUGCUGCGCGAGUUUGCGUUACUUCCGCCGCUGAACUCAGUAGCUUCAGAAGUGCAAGAGGAAAGCGCAGCUUCCCGAAGGAAGGAAAAUGGUGUGCCAGUACCCUUAGAUGCGGGUGACAACGACAUCCCCGAUCUGCACUCAGCCUUACUCAGGGUUAAGGCGCUUCGCAGCAAAGCGCUCCACAUGGCGGCCUCACCGAAACUCACUGACAUUUCCUUCAGAACGGCGUCGAACGAAAGCGCCGCGCCGAAGAAAUGGACGCCAGCCGCACUUUCGCCCGCACAUCAAUAUGCCGCACAAAGGCGAGCCAUGCUACAGGUGCAAAGGGAUGUGCAGAAGCUUAACGACAAAGUGAAGCGUCGCUGGGUCACACCGCGCGCGCAUUCGAUGGAGCACACCCUUCUGCUCGGCGGGUUUGCAUAAGGACGUUGUCAUGAGAUUGAGACACACCUGUACCAUACACAUUACAAUAUGCUACAUUAUUGCAC
Molecule: messenger RNA, 4779 nt
Organism: Tilletiaria anomala UBC 951
Lineage: Eukaryota; Fungi; Basidiomycota; Exobasidiomycetes; Georgefischeriales; Tilletiariaceae
Exons: 4
Coding region: 197-4714 (1505 amino acids)
Source: RefSeq, a predicted model, not a curated record